Messenger RNA from Saccoglossus kowalevskii, 1382 nucleotides. RefSeq names its product delta-1-pyrroline-5-carboxylate dehydrogenase, mitochondrial-like. Gene Ontology annotation, cellular component: mitochondrial matrix. Gene Ontology annotation, molecular function: L-glutamate gamma-semialdehyde dehydrogenase (NAD+) activity. Lineage: Eukaryota; Metazoa; Hemichordata; Enteropneusta; Harrimaniidae. The record is from RefSeq and is a predicted model, not a curated record.
GUAAGGGUUAUUUUAUUGACCCUACAAUUAUUGAGACAAAGGAACCGCUGGAUAAGAUCAUGCAAGAGGAAAUAUUUGGACCUAUAGUAACAGUGUAUGUGUACCCAGAUCAAGACUUUAUACAGACAUUACGUCUCGUUAGCUCAUCAUCCUUUGCAUUGACUGGAGCUAUAUUUGCAACAGAUCAAUCUGCAAUCAGUGAAGCUUCCAAGAUUUUGAGGCAAUCUGCUGGAAAUUAUUAUGUGAAUGACAAAUGUACUGGAUCUGUGGUUGGACAGCAACCAUUUGGUGGUGCCAGACUCUCAGGUACCAAUGACAAACCUGGUGGUCCUCAUUACCCACUGAAAUUCACAUCUCCUAUUGCCAUCAAGACCACACAUGCACCUCUAACACAGUGGACCUACCCUCACAUGUUGUAGUGUGAAAUUAUACUCUCAGUACCUGAGUAAAAGGAGUUCUCAAAUUGGUAAAGUUCACAAAAUAUGAAAGGUAUUUCCUAUACAAUCUUGAACCCUCCCUCCCUCCCUGUACACGAAAGUAAAAUACUUUUGAUAGACAGAAAAUGUAAAAAAUGUUAUUAAUGUUUUUCAACUUCUAAAAUUAAACAAGUUACAAAACAAGUUAGUCCUCCCCCAAACGAAAUACCUUUUGUUUUUUGUCGAACUUAGACAAUUUGAGAAUAUCGCUAAUUUUUGUCAGGUUGCUUUUAAGAACUGUGUUUGUGUUUGUGUUGUGCUGCUUGCUGAAAUUUUGAAAAUGCUGUAAUCAGAUUUAUUCGGGAACGCCAGAGAAGGUUGUACAAUGCAUGUUCUAUUAGAUUAACCUAUUUAAACCAGCUUUUAGGAAACCUCAGACAUUCAACCCCUACUAAAUAGGGAUGGAAAAAUCAUCACAUGUUACAUGAUUUAGAUGCAAAUCAAUAUUUUGAUUUUUUCAUCCAUUGCGCAAUACUUUCGGGGAAGGAAAAGUGUCUGCAUAAAUAGACAUUAUUGUUGGAAAAAUGGUGACACUUUUAUUAAAUGAGAUUUUGUGAUAUAAAAAGGGUUUUUCUAUCCUUGAAAAAAAAAACUAGUGAUAUAUCAUAACUCAUCAUUUCCUAGAAGUUUAAACUAUUUUUUAGCAAACAUUGGUUCAGUGACGAUAUAUGUAGAUGUUCUUAUCUUGGUUUUGUAAACAUCAUAAAAUGAAACCAUUUUGUCAAAGUUGGGGAAAUCUGAUCAUUGUUUAAUGGUAGCCAACACGCUUAACAAUCCUAAACCGGCAUGUAUCAAUUCAGUAAGUCACAUUAAUGUUUGGUGAUCUUUACAUUGUAUUGUCAUUUUAUACAACUUGUGCAAGUUUUUAUGAGUGAAAGUUAACCAGUGAAUAAAAUACAAGGCAUA